AUGGCUGUCUCAACUUUCUCCCUAACUACUUUUCUCAUCUCCAUCCACGCCGCAAUCUUUUUCGGCCGCGCCGCCGCCGGAAAUUCGAACCUCUUCCGCGAAUACAUCGGCGCCGAAUUCAACAACGUCAAGUUCUCCGACGUCCCCAUAAACUCAAACGUCGAGUUCCACUUCAUCCUCUCCUUCGCCAUCGACUACACCUCUUCUUCCUCUGCCUCCCCGACCAACGGCAAGUUCAACAUCUUUUGGGACACAGACAACCUCACCCCCGACGACGUCUCCGCCAUAAAAAGACAACACUCGAACGUUAAGGUCGCGCUUAGCUUAGGUGGCGACAGCGUCGGCGACGGCUUCGCAUACUUCAACCCCUCCUCAAUCGACUCAUGGGUCUCCAACGCGGUCUCUUCUCUAACCAACAUAAUCCAAGAAUACAACCUCGAUGGGAUCGACAUUGACUACGAGCAUUUCCAGGCCGAUCCAAAAACCUUCGCCGAGUGCGUAGGAAGGCUUAUAUCGACCCUCAAGAACAACGGCGUGAUUUCUUUCGCAUCCAUCGCCCCGUUCGAUGACGAUCAAGUUCAGAGCCAUUACAUGGCUCUGUGGAAAGGCUACGGGCAUCUCAUCGACUAUGUGAACUUCCAAUUCUACGCUUACGAUAAGGGGACGAGUGUUUCGGAGUUUUUGGACUACUUUGCGACACAGAGCUCGAACUAUGCCGGCGGCAAGGUUCUGCCGAGCUUUAUAAGCGACGGCAGCGGCGGAUUAGGACCGGAAAAUGGAUUCUUUACGGCGUGUAGUAAGCUGAAGAGUGAUGGGAAUCUUCAUGGGAUCUUUGUGUGGAGUGCUGAUGAUUCUAAAGGGUUGGGAUUUAAGUAUGAGAAGCAGUCACAAUCUCUUGUUGCAAUAUCCCAUUGA
This is a messenger RNA of Andrographis paniculata, 915 nucleotides long. RefSeq names its product chitinase 2-like. The record is from RefSeq and is a predicted model, not a curated record. Bases 1 to 915 code for a protein of 304 amino acids. The transcript has a single exon. Gene Ontology annotation, molecular function: hydrolase activity, hydrolyzing O-glycosyl compounds. Gene Ontology annotation, biological process: carbohydrate metabolic process. NCBI's taxonomy places the organism in Eukaryota, Viridiplantae, Streptophyta, Magnoliopsida, Lamiales, Acanthaceae.